CGGGCGGGCGAGCGGCGGCGCGACGUCUCUCUUCACCCGUCCCUCCCCCUCCCUCCCUCCCGCCCGCCCGCCGCGGUUCCCCCCCCUCUUUCCCCAAAGUGAGUGAGUGAGACGGGCAGAUGGAGGAGGGACUGUAAUGGCGGCGGCCGGCAGCUCCCUGCUCUGAUCCGCGGCAAGCACACGGCAGCGACCCCCCUCCCCGGCCCUCUCCCGGCCGGCCCCCGCCCUGCCGUCGGCGCGGGGCCACCGUCCCCGACCCUCCCCGCAGCUGCCGGCGUCUGGCUCUGAGCCCCGGCCGGGGCCCCGCACACAAUGGACGAGCUGGCCGGAGGCGGCGGCGGCCCGGGGAUGGCGGCCCCUUCCCGGCCGCAGCAGGGACCCGGGGGGACCCUGAAUCUUCCGCCGGGAGCGAACGGAGCGCCGGGUGGCGGGGGUCCGGCGGCCUCCGAGGCGGCGGGGCCCCCGCCAGGCCCCGAGCUGUCCCGGCCGCAGCAGUACACCAUCCCGGGGAUCCUGCACUACAUCCAGCACGAGUGGGCUCGGUUCGAGAUGGAGCGGGCGCACUGGGAGGUGGAGCGGGCCGAACUGCAGGCACGGAUCGCAUUUUUACAAGGAGAAAGAAAAGGUCAAGAGAAUUUGAAGAAGGAUUUAGUGAGAAGAAUAAAAAUGUUAGAGUAUGCAUUAAAACAAGAAAGGGCAAAGUAUCACAAAUUAAAAUACGGCACAGAACUGAACCAAGGUGAUUUGAAAAUACCAACCUUUGAAUCAGAGGAAACCAAAGACUCGGAGGCUCCUACAGCACCUCAGAAUAGCCAGCUAACGUGGAAGCAAGGCAGACAGCUGUUGAGACAGUAUCUUCAAGAAGUAGGAUACACUGAUACAAUAUUAGAUGUACGAUCUCAGCGGGUAAGGUCAUUACUUGGACUGUCUAAUUCAGAACCAAAUGGAUCUGUAGAAGCAAAGAAUUUAGAACAGAUUUUGAAUGGUGGUGAAUCUCCUAAACAAAAAGGACAAGAAAUCAAAAGGCCAUCUGGUGAUGUUCUUGAGACAUUCAAUUUUUUAGAAAAUGCUGAUGACAGUGAUGAAGAAGAAAAUGACAUGAUUGAGGGCAUCCCAGAAGGAAAAGAGAAACUUCGGAUCAAUAAGCACAAAAUAGGUAAUGAAGGUUUAGCUGCUGACUUAACUGAUGAUCCUGAUACCGAGGAAGCACUGAAAGAAUUCGACUUUUUAGUGACUGCAGAAGAUGGUGAAGGGGCUGGCGAAGCACGGAGUUCAGGGGAUGGUACAGAAUGGGAUUUUUUUAAAACAGGAUUAAUAUGUAGAAGAUUAUCCUGCCUCUUCCCUUUUGCUAUUACUUAUUUCUUAUAAGCAAUAUCAAAUCAUCUGUCAUUUACCAGGCAAGUUCCAGGAUGUUUUUGUGCACAUAUGCAUCCACCAACUUGUUCUUUGCACCGCCUUAGUUUACUUUUGCUUUCUAGAUUUGAGGUUAUCUUGCAAGUAAUUUUCGUUUUGGUUUGGUUUGUUUUAAUUAGUUUAUUUAUUUAUUUUGCUUUUUCACUCUACUCUUUACUGCUGUACUUAAAGCCAUUCACAGCUUCAUUCUUGCUGCACAGACUUAGAAAAUUGGUCCUUAUUAGUUUUUUUUCCUGUGUAAGGUUUUGUGCCACUUAAGUCUCAAGGGUUUUUUUGUUUUUGUUUUUAAUAAAAUCUCUGGCUGUAAAACAUACUACUUUUAGGUUGUGCUAAUUUGACCUAGUGUAAGUAAUAGACAACAGGAAUCAUUAGUGUCAUUAAGAUGACUAUAUGAGAUGGUCUUGAGGUGUGAGCCCAUAACUACAGCCAGUCUGAGACAGGAGGAUCAUGAGUCUGGACUAGUUGGUGUAUGUUCUAAGACCCUGUCCUCAAACAAAAGAGAGAAAUUCACAUGACUCAGGCCAUGUUACUAUGUUCAUAUUAUUCAGUAAAUGAACAGGAUUCUUGAUACAGCUUAGUUUUCAGGAAACCUUUGUGAUUAGAGUAUAUUAAAAAUUUGUUUUCUCUUUAGAAAAUAUUAAAAAACUGCUACAAUGCAAGAUUUGACAAUAUUAAUCAUAAAGAUACUAAUCUUCAGUAAGUUAGUUUCAAGUACCAGAAUUUAGCAAAUUAAAAUCUUUUCACAUACCAACUACUUACGAUGGUAUAACAAAGGCAUAACAAUUGUAGAAGAGAAUUGCGGUACAGGAGCUCUUUGAAUUUCUUCUCUCUGUUCUUCUAACAAGAGCUCUUGUUAGGCUUGCUUUACACAUCAAUCUAGAGGUGCAGGAAGGCCUUUCCAUGAUUACGGGAGGCCUAGGGAGUGUUUGAGAACCUGAGAAACAGCUUAUGCUUAGUUAACACAACUUACAACUAAAAUCUUAUUAUUCGGUAUAAUUUAUUUAAAAACUAAGUGUUUGGGUAUAAUUUUUAUUUAAGAGGACUCUAAAAUAGUCUGUAACUGUUAAAUUUAGUAAUAAUAAGAUUGCCUUAAAACUAAAUGAAUGAAAACCCUCAAUUAGUAAAAUAGCUCUAAGAAAAGCAUUUUUAUACUGUCUUUUUAAGAUUUCUCUAGUUUAUUAUGAGUAGACUUUCCCCACCAGGCAUAAGUAUUUACUUAAAUAUUGCUGAAAACACACACAAGAAAGAUAGUACCAAGUAUAAAGCAAUGUGUGUUUUAACUUCUUUGUGCUUGUCACUGUUUUACCCUCAAAAAAAUUCAGCUCAAAUCAAGACUUCAGUAGAAUUUGAACUUUCUUAUUUGUUUUAUUUUUAUUCUGUUAUUUUGCUAAUCUUUAGUUGUAGUCCAGUGGAAAAAGGUAAUGAAAUGUUGAACUGUUGGGAGGGGGUGGAGACAGAGGUGUCGUUCUUUGAAUGCUUUGUGUGAAUUAUUUGAGACAUUGUAUUUGGGAACUAUGUGUAUUACAUUGGAUUAGAAUGCCUUUCUAUCAUACAGUUAUCCUGUGCAUGCAGAACUAGUGUGACAGGAAUGCAUGACUAAUUUCAUCAACGAAAUGGCACUGACAUUUAUAGCUUGCAUUUUAUUAUGAAUUUGCAUGCAAUUCAUUUGUUUGCUUAUAUGAUGCUGGCUGAAUACUUAUUAACAUUUUUCUAAAGAUGCAGUGAUCUAUUUUUUAAUAUUAGAUUUCUAAUGUUAGUCCAGUGAUGAAAGAAUAUUCCUCAAAUUUGUGACACAUAAAAAUGAAGUAUUGUUUACCUGUGGAUGAUAUUAAAUGCUUAGGAACUUAAGGACAUUUAGUUGAGUUGGGAACUACAAACUGAGACUGCACCUUUAAAGUGUCUUGUGUAUAUGCUAUUACAAUAUCUUUAUUAUGAUGAUGUAAAGCUUUAACAGUUUACUACCAACAGCUUGCAUUGCCAACUGCUGAUUUUUUUCUUUUAAUAAUA
This is a messenger RNA of Microtus ochrogaster (prairie vole), 3420 nucleotides long. It is a transcript of the gene Strn3, whose product is annotated as striatin 3. Gene Ontology annotation, molecular function: protein-containing complex binding; armadillo repeat domain binding; protein phosphatase 2A binding. The transcript is spliced from 8 exons. The record is from RefSeq and is a predicted model, not a curated record. The coding region runs from base 313 to 1368 and encodes 351 amino acids. Gene Ontology annotation, cellular component: dendrite. Lineage: Eukaryota; Metazoa; Chordata; Mammalia; Rodentia; Cricetidae.